This is a messenger RNA of Cyanistes caeruleus (blue tit), 4043 nucleotides long. The record is from RefSeq and is a predicted model, not a curated record. NCBI's taxonomy places the organism in Eukaryota, Metazoa, Chordata, Aves, Passeriformes, Paridae.
AGGCAUGAGCCAUGAGCCGAAGUCGCCGUCCCUAGGAAUGCUCUCCACGGCCACCCGCACCACCGCCACCGUCAGCCCCCUGACCCCGUCCCCCCUGAACGGCUCCAUCGUUCCCAAUGGCAGCCCCGCCGCCAGCAGCACUUUGUCCGUCCAGGCAGCACCUUCCUCCAGCUUCGCCGCCGCUCUCCGCAAGCUCGCCAAGCAAGCCGAGGAGCCCAGAGGCUCCUCACUGAGCAGCGAGUCGUCCCCGGUGUCCUCUCCGGCCACCAACCACAGCUCCCCCGCCAGCACGCCCAAGCGUGGCCCCAUGGGCCCCAUCAUCGUGCCCCCGGGGGGACACAGCGUGCCCAGCACGCCGCCCGUCGUCACCAUCGCCCCCACCAAGACGGUGAACGGGGUGUGGAGGAGCGAGGGCAGACAGCAGGAAGCAGGGUCUCGAGGCAGCAGCAGCAGCGCCGGCCGCGAGCGCCUCAUCUCGGAGCCCCCCCUGACGCAGGAGAAAGCAGGGGGUCCCACUGUCCCCUCCCACCUCCUGGGGACCCCCUACUCCUUCGGGCUGCCCCCCAGCUCCGUGGUCCAGGAUUCCCGCUUCCCUCCUCUCAACCUGCAGAGGCCGGUUCACCACGUGGUGCCUCCCAGCGCGGUGACCGAGGAUUACCUGCGGAGCUUCCGUCCCUACCACACGGCCGAGGAUCUCCGCAUGUCCUCCCUGCCGCCCCUCGGCCUCGACCCGGCCACUGCCGCCGCCUACUACCACCCCAGCUACCUGACACAUCACCCCUUCCCUCAUCCUGCCUUCAGGAUGGAUGAGUCGUACUGCCUGUCGGCACUGAGGUCCCCCUUCUACCCGCUGCCAGCGCCGGGCUCGCUGCCCCCCCUGCACCCCUCGGCCAUGCACCUGCACCUCUCGGGGGUCCGGUACCCCCCCGAGCUCUCCCACUCCUCCCUCUCCGCCCUGCAGUCCGAGCGCAUCUCCAGCCUCGCCGCCGAGAGGCUGCAAAUGGACGAGGAGCUGCGGCAAAGGGAGCGGGAGCGGGAACGGGAGAAGGAGCGGGAGCGAGAAGCCGACCGGGAGCGGGAGAAGGAGCGGGAACGGGAACGGGAGCGCGAGAAGGAGCUGGAGCGGGAGCGGGAAAAGGAGCGGGAACGGGAGCUGGAGAGGCAGCGGGAGCGUGCCCGGGAGAAGGAGCUGAGCAUGGUGAAAGCCAUGGAGGGACCCUUCCUCCCCGUGGCGGAGCUGCACGGGCUGCGGGGGCAUGCUCACCCCAAAAUACCUCCCCUCAUCCACAGCCUGACUCUCCAUCACCCCUUUUCCACCGCAGACAAACUCAAGGACUCGGUGCUGCCCACACCAAAGCCCAUCCAGCACCCUCUGCACCCACCACCGGGCUCCCACCACCCCGUGCCCAGCCUCAUCCCCAACCACAGCGUGUUCCCUCUGCCCGGGAGCAGCGCGGCCACGGCGCUGCUCAUCCACCGCACCAACGAGGAGGAGAAGUGGCUGGCCCGGCAGCGCCGGCUGCGCCAGGAGAAGGAGGAUCGGCAAUCCCAAGUCUCGGAGUUCCGGCAGCAGGUGCUGGAGCAGCACCUGGACAUAGGCCGUGCCCCGAGCCAAGCCGAGCCCGAGCACCGGCCCGAGCACCCCAGGUUGGGAUCGAGCCGCCACGAGCCGAGCAGCCGGGAGCCAGGGCAGCACUUUGGCGGGCCCCCACCCCUCAUCUCCCCCAAACCUCAGCACCACCCCGUCACCACGUCCCUCUGGAACCCCGUCUCGCUGAUGGAGAGCCCUCCUGACCCUCCCCGGCGCCUCCCCGAGCGCCGCCAGGGCAUCCCGCUGGUCAAGGUGGAGAGGGUCUUCUGCCCGGAGAAGCUGGAGGAGGGCCCGAGGAAGAGGGAUGCUCUGGAGAAAUACCCCCCGGGACGGGAGCCCGGCGCCCCGGAGCACGGGGCCUUCACCCACACCCCCUUCCUAGCUGAGCUGGAAAAAUCCACUCAGAGCAUCCUGAGCCAGCAGAGAGCCCCGGCCACCCCGUUCCCCGAGGCCACCAAGCCCAGCUCGCCCUACCGGCCCCCCCAGCCCCGCGCCCAGGACCCCAUGUACAUCUACGACGAGUUCGUGCAGCAGCACCGCAGGCUGGUCAGCAAACUGGACCUGGAGGAGCGGCGGCGGCGCGAGGCCCGUGAGAAAGGGUACUACUAUGACCUGGAUGACUCCUGUGAUGACAGUGACGAGGAGGAGGUGCGGGCCCAUCUCCGCUGCGUGGCUGAGCAGCCCCCGCUGAAGCUGGACACGUCCUCUGAGAAGCUGGAGUUCCUGCAGCUCUUCGGCCUCACCACGCAGCAGCAGAAGGAGGAACUGCUGAGCCAGAAGCGGCGCAAGCGCCGGCGGAUGCUGCGGGAGCGGAGCCCCUCUCCGCCCACGGUGCAGAACAAGCGCCGCACGCCCUCCCCGCGCCUCCCGCUCUCCACCCGCUACAGCCCCGACGAGAUGAACAACAGCCCCAACUUCGAGGAGAAGAAGCGCUUCCUCACCAUCUUCAACCUCACGCACAUCAGCGCCGAGAAGAGGAAAGACAAGGAGAAGCUGGUGGAGAUGCUCCAGGCCAUGAAGCAGAAGACCACGCCGGCCGCCGUGGUGGUGAAGAGCUCCCCGCGGGACAGCCCCGGUGCCCCCAGCACUGAGCCUCCGGUGCCGCCGCUCCUGCUGGACCUGGAUAAACCCGUGGGCAUCGCCGUCUCCGUGCCCGAGGUGCCGAAGGCGGCGGAAGCCUCCAGGUUAGAGCAGCUGAGACCCCAGGAGCCAGCCAGGCCCAAGGAGGCGGGCACGGCGCCGGAGAAGCCCCGGCUGGGCGAUGGGCACCCUGGAAAGAAGGCUCUGAGCAUCCUCAGCUACGUCAGGGGUCCCCUCCCCAAGGACAUCCGGUGCCGCUGUCCCACAGCACCGGUGCCGCUGUCCCACAGCAUGAACGGCAAGAGCAAGCCCUGGGAACCCUUCAUUGCCGAGGAAUUUGCCCACCAGUUCCAUGAGUCGGUGCUGCAGUCCACGCAGAAGGCGCUGCAGAAGCACAAAGGGGGGACGGCGGCGCUGACGGCGGAGCAGAACCACAAACUGGACACCUCCAUCCACUACAACAUCCCGGAGCUGCAGGCGUCCACCCGCCUGGCCGGGCCCCCGCACAACGGCACGGCCGAGGGGCCGCUCCGGCCACUGCCCCCCCUGGCCCGGGACUCCGCCUCCGAGGACGAGGAGGAGGAGGAGGAAGAGGAGGAAGAGGAGGAAGAUUACCCCAGGCCCAAGUGGCAAGGGAUCGAGGCAAUUUUUGAAGCUUACCAGGAACAUAUAGAAGAACAAAACCUGGAGCGCCAGGUGCUGCAGACGCAGUGCCGGCGGCUGGAGGCGCAGCACUACACCCUGAGCCUGACAGCCGAGCAGCUGUCACACAGCAUGGCGGAGCUGAGGAGCCAGAAGCAGAAGAUGGUGUCGGAGCGGGAGCGCCUGCAAGCGGAGCUGGAUCACCUGCGGAAGUGCCUUGCCUUGCCUGCAAUGCAGUGGUCUAGGGGUUAUUUCAAGGGGUAUCCCAGGUGACGCUCCUUGGGCCAGGCCGAACAUAUAGUCUAGAAAUAAUAAUCUAUUUUAUUACCUUGAAUAUUUAAUAUUUUUCACUGGGAGGUUUGAAGCUAAAAAAAAAAAAUAAAAAUAAAAUAAAAAAAAAACAACCAAAAAAACAAAAAAACACCACAAAAAAAACGAACCACCACGAGAGAAUCAUUAAUAAUAAAAGGAAGAAAAGAGGAAAAAAAAAUAAAUAAUAAAAAUAGAGAAAUAAAUGGAGAAUGUGCCAUGCAUGAAGCAAACGGGAGCCGGGAGGAGCUGGGAGCCCAUCCCACGGCCAGCAGCCCCCGGCUUGUCCCCUCCUGUCCCCUCCUCCGGGGGCCACGGCUCUGAAGCCCUCCCCACUCCACCCACACUUUAUAAUGCUCAUUUUUGUUGGUUCUUUGGGGUUUUUUCUAAAAAAAAAAAAAAAAAAAAAAGAGAAAAAAAA